UCAACCCAAAGUUUCUCCAGGCAAACAUUUAAAAAUAAUAGUUCUCAAAAAUGUCGAUGAUCUUUAACACGGAGUGGGGCUACCUGGAGGCCAUAACGCGGGGCUUUAAGAACGGGAUGCUGAAGCACUCGGACUACCUGAACCUCACCCAGUGCGAGAGCCUCGAGGACGUGAUGAUCAGCAUCCAGGGCACGGACUAUGGUCUCAUCUUUGGUGGAGACUUCUCCCAACCGAGUGUGGAGGUGAUUGAGAAGACUCUGAGGGAGCGCCUGCUGCAGCAAUACUACUACAUACGCAGUCAUUCGACGGAACCGCUGACCACAUUUCUGGAGUACAUCCGCUAUCCAUUUAUGAUAGACAACGUGGCGCUUCUGAUUGCAGGCCUGAACAACCACAGAUCCAUUAAACGCCUGUUGAAGAUGUGCCAUCCACUGGGCUUCUUUGAUCAAUUGGCUGCCAUCGAGGUGGCCACGAAUUCCGCGGAGCUCUUCGACGCCAUUCUCAUUGACACGCCCAUCGCUCAGUUUGUGCCGCCCGAUCUUCCCUGGGAGCAUAUAAAUCGCAUCGAUGUGGAGAUCGUGCGGGCGAGCUUAUAUCGGGUGUACCUGGAAAAUUUCUACGACUAUUGCAGCAAGCUGGGCGGCAACACCGCCAACGUGAUGAAAAAUCUGUUGUCCUUAGAGGCGGAUCGUCGGGCCAUCACCAUAGCUGUGAAUGCGAUAGAUAGCGAUAUCAGUCCAAAACAACGGCUAAAGAUGUUUCCCUCAUGCGGCUACUUGCCCAAGAUGGCAUUGGCCAAUAUGUCCACUUUGAAUGACAGCGAUAAAAUACGGGACGUGUGCAAUAUGUUUGAAGGAUACGGCAAGAUGUUUGACAACUUCGAGAGGGAUGCCGAUGGCAUGAUCACGCUGGAGGACCGUUUUCUGAUGGUGGAGGCCAAGAAGAAUGUGCAGACCUUUCUGCAGCAGUUCCACUUCGGGGUUUUCUACUCGUUCUUCAAGCUCAAACAGUUGGAGUGUCGCAACAUCGUAUGGAUCAGCGAGUGCAUUUCUCAGCGCCAGACGGACAAAAUCAAUGCCUAUAUUCCCAUACCAUUUGAUUAAAUAUUUCUUAUUUAUUAGCUAUUUUUACACCACCACAGAAGUGGUGUAUCAUUUCAAGGAUGGAAGUCACGUCCAUUGAACUACUUAAUGUUAACCUUUAAUUUGUCGUUUUCUUUUGGUUAUGAUUCUUAAAUAAUUUAUUGUUUUCGUCUUU
This is a messenger RNA of Drosophila rhopaloa, 1257 nucleotides long. RefSeq names its product probable V-type proton ATPase subunit d 2 (gene VhaAC39-2). The coding region runs from base 51 to 1103 and encodes 350 amino acids. Gene Ontology annotation, cellular component: lysosomal membrane; vacuolar proton-transporting V-type ATPase complex; proton-transporting V-type ATPase, V0 domain. The transcript has 2 exons. NCBI's taxonomy places the organism in Eukaryota, Metazoa, Arthropoda, Insecta, Diptera, Drosophilidae. The record is from RefSeq and is a predicted model, not a curated record. Gene Ontology annotation, molecular function: proton-transporting ATPase activity, rotational mechanism. Gene Ontology annotation, biological process: vacuolar transport; proton transmembrane transport; vacuolar acidification.